AUGGAUCAGAAUGUGCCGCGUAAUGACGCACAGACACCGAGCACCUCUGCAGCCUCCGAUGAGACCAGCGCGGAGGCAGCGGAGCCAUCGGGGGACGCGCCCCCGGCCCCAACACCUCCCCCCGCGGACGGCGCUGCUGGGGACCCCCCCGACGACCCAGACAGCGGGUUCGGGUCUGCGGAGCCCGCGGUGGGGCCCGCGGUGGAGCCCGCUGCUGGGCCCGCGGUGGAGGCCCCCACUGCUGUCAAUGACCCUGACAGCACUCCUCCUCCCCCCGAGGAGCAGGUGUGUGACAUGAGCCAGGAGCUGAGCAGUGUGGGAGACAGUGACUCUGAGUUUUUAGAUGAGGAGAUGUCAGAUGGGGAGCAGUGUCUCUAUCCUCAGAAGAGAAAGGGAGGCAGUUCUCAGAGCACUGAGAAACCGUUUAAAGUCACAAGCAGUUUGAGUGAAGGGAUGAGGAGUGUAAAGGUAGAAAACUACUUUCCUAACCUGAAGCUUUUCUCUGAGACGGCCCGGCCCCUGGUGUGGAGCUCCAGCUCUCAGGACGAGGACGCUCUCACAGACCAGGAGAGAUUCAGGCUCAAGAAACUCCUGAGCAAAGUCAGGGCCCAAGUGGCCAGCAGUUUAAAUAUUAAUGGUUGCCGGGACAGAGCGAAGCGAGCUGCUCUGUUCCAGUUCUUGCAGAUGAAAGGAGUAGAUGUGGUGCUCCUACAGGAGACACACAGUACUGCAGAGAUAGAGUCAGACUGGAGGAGGGAGUGGGGGGGCCAGCUGGUUCUCAGCCAUGGCUCCGCCUCCAGUGCAGGAGUAGCAGUGUUGUUCUCCAGGAGGUGUCUUCCAGUGAGUGUAGAGACUGAGGAGGUGGUAGCGGGCCGCCUGCUCCUGGUACGUGCACAGUUGGAGACCACUACAGUAACUUUUGUGUGUGUGUACCUGCCGUGCACUGGAGCACAGAGGGUCCUGAUGAUGGACACUCUGUGUGAAUGCAUCAGGGACUGCACAGACUCUGGGGACGUCCUGUUUGUGGCCGGGGACUGGAACUGUACUGUGGAACCACAACAUGACAGGAACCACCCUGAGCCCCACCCGGCCUCCUCCCUCAGGCUGAGGCGGCUGUUGGAGGUCCACAGUCUGGAGGACGUGUGGAGGACUCUGCACCCAGGGGUCCGUGAGUACACGUGGUCCCACUGUAAGGACAAUGCUCUGUCUCUGGCCCGUUUGGACCGAGUGUAUGUUCCGGGACACCAGCUGAGCAUGUGCACUGCGGCUCACAUCAGUCCUGUGGGUAUCUCUGACCACAGUUUUAUUGUUUGUGUAAUUCGGGUGUCUAAUGUGCGGGUGGGCAGUGCUUACUGGCACUUUAAUAAUUCACUGCUUUUGGAUAAAAUGUUUGUUUGUGCUUUUAAAGUGUUUUGGGAGUCCCACCAGCGAUGUAAGGCCCACUUUGUGAGCCUGCAGCGAUGGUGGGACUAUGGGAAAGUUCAAAUAAGGCAGCUGUGUCAGGAGUACACUCAUGGUGUCACAAGAGACAGGGCCCGGCUUGUGAAGGAGCUGGAGACUACAGUGGUAGAACUGCAGCGUUUAGCAGUUUCUACAGGAGAACGGGGGUGUUUACAGUCCCUCAAAGCACAAAAGUCGGCCUUGGCCAGCCUGCUGGGCACCUCUGCACAGGGGGCUCUGGUCCGGUCCCGCCACAUGGAUCUGACCCAGAUGGAUGUACCCUCUCAGUUUUUUUUCAGUCUGGAGGUAAAGAACGGGCAGAAGAGGAUCAUCCAGUCUCUGCGCUCGGACGGCGGUCGCCUCAUCACAGACUCUGCCGAGGUCAGGAGCCUUGCCGCAGGCUUUUAUGAACAUUUGUAUAGCUCUGAGCUGCGUCCCGGGUCUGUUAUGGGAGGCCGGUUUGGGGACGGUCUGCCUCAGGUCAGUGAUGAGGACAAUAUGAAGCUGGAGGCCCCACUGACUCUGGCUGACUUGGGCUCUGCGGUGGGGAGUCUAAAACCAGGCAGAGCUCCGGGCAUAGACGGACUUUCGGCCGAUUUUUACAAGGCCUUCUGGGACGUCUUGGGGCCAGACCGUCUGGAGGUCUGUACGGACAGUCUGGAGAGCGGUCGUUUGCCCCUGAGCUGCAGAAGAGCAGUACUGACUUUGCUCCCAAAGAAGGGUGAUCUGCAGCUCCUAAAGAACUGGAGGCCGGUGUCGCUGCUCUGCAUGGACUACAAGAUCCUGUCCAAGGUGUUGGCGUCCCGGCUGAGAGGGGUCAUGGCCUCGGUCAUCCACGUGGACCAGACGUACUGUGUGCCCAGCAGGCUCAUAGGGGAUAACAUCGCCCUGAUCAGAGACGUUUUGGAGGUCUCCGGCUCAUUGGGAAUCAACCUGGGACUGAUUUCCAUAGACCAGGAAAAGGCGUUUGACCGGGUUGAACACCAGUACCUCUGGCAGACCAUGACUGCCUUUGGGUUCAGCCCUGGGUUCAUCGCCCACAUCCGGACUCUGUAUUGUGACGUCAUGAGUGUACUGAAGGUGAAUGGGGGGCUCAGUGCGCCGUUCAGUGUGGGGAGGGGCAUCAGGCAGGGCUGCUCUCUGUCUGGGAUGCUCUACUCCCUCUCCAUCGAGCCCCUUCUGCAUCGGCUCAGAGCUGACCUGCAGGGGGCGCUGCUGCCUGGAGCACGACCAUUUAAGGUCUCUGCGUACGCAGAUGAUCGUAUUGUGUUCGUUAACAGCCAGAGGGAUGUGGAGGUCCUGGCUGACACGGUGCAGGUCUUUGGUCAGGUCUCCAGCUCUAGGGUGAACUGGAGCAAGAGCUCUGCCACUCUGCUCGGGGAGGAGUUUAGUGCUCAGGUGUUUGUGGGGGGGGUCGGGUACUCCAGCCGCAGCAGGAGGAGGGGGCGGCUGCUCAGUUUCCUGGUCGGUCAGGCCAAGAUGGCCGUCUAUGUGAGCAGGAGGAGGAUGGUCCAGGACCAGAGUGAGGUCAGUCCCAGGGCUCUGCUGGUCCGGAUGGUCCAGGCCAGACUCAGGCUGGAGUUCGGUCUCUACAGGAUAAAUGGGGAUCAGGAGGGGUUUGAGGAGCGCUGGGGGUUCAGGGAGGUGUGCUCUGUGAGGGAGGUGUCCUCUGUGAGGGAGGUGUGCUCUGUGAGGGAGGUGUGCUCUGUGAGGGAGGUGUGCUCUGUGAGGGAGUGGCGUGUGCAAAAGGCGGUGGAGCUGGAGCGAUGCUAUCUCCCGUUAUCUACCUCCAGUGUGAGGCUGAAGGACGCGGCCAGAGCCUGA
Messenger RNA from Knipowitschia caucasica, 3264 nucleotides. The record is from the annotation of a GenBank genome assembly. NCBI's taxonomy places the organism in Eukaryota, Metazoa, Chordata, Actinopteri, Gobiiformes, Gobiidae.